GUUUUUAAAACGUAAAAUCGGACUCGUCCAUUAUAGUAACAAUAGUAAAACUACAUUUCAUUCUCCACACAAAUGGCGUUCCGACAACAAGAAGCACUUUCUCUCACAAAAAAGACAGAUCAAGAUCCUUCUCAAGAUUUUAUUUUUCGGUCCAAACUUCCCGAUAUCUCUAUUCCAAACCACCUUCCUCUCACCGAAUACGUCUUCUCCGGCCACAGAGACGGCGACUCCACCACCAAAUGUCUCAUAGACGGUGCCACCGGACGUGUCUUUACCUACGCCGACGUGCAGAUCACUUUACGGAGGAUAGCUGCCGGAAUCUACGGCAUGGGUAUCCGCCAUGGUGACACCGUGAUGCUCCUUCUCCCAAACUCGCCGGAGUUUGCUCUAUCUUUUCUCGCCGUGGUUCACCUCGGAGCCGUGUCGACCUCCGCUAAUCCGUUAUUUACCCAAACGGAGAUCGCAAAACAGGCAAAAGCCUCCGCGGUGAAGAUGAUCAUCACGAAAUCAUGUCACGUCCAUAAACUAACAAACCUACAACAGCUCGGUGUUGUCAUCGUUUGUGUGGACGACGGAAAUGACGUCGUUUCGUUAGCUGACGGUUGCGUGAGUUUCAGGGAACUGACUCAAGCGGACGAGACAAAGCUUCCUAAACCGCAGAUCUCUCCGGAGGACACGGUCUCGAUUCCCUACUCCUCCGGGACCACGGGACUACCAAAGGGAGUGAUGAUUACUCACAAGGGAUUAGUCACGAGCAUUUCUCAAAAAGUCGACGGAGAAAACCCUAAUCUUAACUUCACCAGAGAUGACGUCAUCAUAUGUUUUCUCCCAAUGUUUCACACUUUCACGCACAGCUCCUUGAUGCUUUCGGCGAUGAGGACCGGUGCGGCGUUCUUGAUCUUGCCGAGGUUCGAGUUGAAUCUAGUGAUGGAGCUGAUUCAGAGGUACAAGGUCACUGUAGUUCCGGUGGCUCCUCCCGUGGUUCUAGCGUUCGUGAAGUCCCUGGAGACGGAGAAGUACGACCUGAGCUCCGUGAGGAUGAUGCUUUCAGGCGCAGCUACGCUCAAGAAGGAGCUUGAAGAUGCCGUACGUCUUAAGCUUCCCAAUGCCAUAUUUGGUCAGAGUUAUGGAAUGACUGAGGCAGGAACAGUGGCUAACUCUUUGGCAUUUGCAAAGAGCCCGUUUAAAACUAAGUCCGGUUCGUGUGGGACUGUGAUCAGAAACGCAGAGAUGAAAGUGGUCGAUACAAUUAGCGGAGUCUCUUUACCACGCAAUAAACCUGGCGAAAUAUGCAUUCGAGGCGAUCAACUCAUGAAGGGUUAUUUGAAUGAUCCGAUAGCUACUGUCCGAACCAUAGAUAAGGAUGGGUGGUUACACACAGGAGACAUUGGGUUUGUUGAUGAAGACGAUGAGAUCUUUAUUGUUGAUCGGUUGAAGGAACUCAUCAAAUUCAAAGGCUAUCAAGUGGCUCCAGCUGAGCUUGAAGCAUUGCUUAUUUCUCAUCCUUGUAUCAAAGAUGCUGCUGUUGUCGCAAUGAAGGAUGAAAUAGCUGGUGAGGUUCCUGUAGCGUGUGUGGUUAAAUCAGAAGGAUCUAAACUAACUGAAGAAGAUGUCAAGAACUAUGUCAACAAACAGGUGGUUCACUACAAGAGAAUCAAGAUGGUGUUAUUCGUAAAAUCUAUACCAAAAUCAGCUUCCGGAAAGCUUUUGAGAAAGGUUCUUCGAGCUAAACUGUAAGCCGAGUUUCCUAAACUAAACAGAUAAAAGAGAGUUUUCAAAUGUGUGUGUAAGAUCGGAGAUUGAUGUCUUAGAGAAGUAAUAAGUAACAACUAUUUGUCAUCUCACUUGGGUGUUGAAGCAUCAAUCAUGUAAAGAUAAAAGGGAUUUUUACAUUCAUC
This is a messenger RNA of Raphanus sativus (radish), 1898 nucleotides long. Its product is annotated as 4-coumarate--CoA ligase 4-like. NCBI's taxonomy places the organism in Eukaryota, Viridiplantae, Streptophyta, Magnoliopsida, Brassicales, Brassicaceae. The record is from RefSeq and is a predicted model, not a curated record. The coding region runs from base 73 to 1737 and encodes 554 amino acids. Gene Ontology annotation, molecular function: 4-coumarate-CoA ligase activity. The transcript has 5 exons.